Molecule: messenger RNA, 912 nt
Organism: Mesorhabditis belari
Lineage: Eukaryota; Metazoa; Nematoda; Chromadorea; Rhabditida; Rhabditidae
Source: the annotation of a GenBank genome assembly
AUGCGCUCUAGCGCUGCAAUUCCUCUGCUAUUGGCCGUUCUCCUGAGGUUCGGAGAAUCGGCUGCUGAUCGCGUGCUUUUGAAAGAUGUAACGGCGAUCACGUUGAAUCGAGGACAAAUGACAACGGGCCGCCGCUCCUCACCCGUUCCCCAAUUGCGAUGUGUGGGUGGAGCGGCUCAGGGUGUCUAUUCCCCGAAAACCGUGCAAUGCUACAAUCGGGGAUCUGAUGGAUCAGAUGUGCAAUGGGAAUGCAAAUCGACGAUGGAUGAUCGCUAUGUGCUGGGAAGGAUCACUGUUUCGUGUGAGGGCUACGAUCAUCCGCAUGACCCCUACAUUCUCAAAGGAUCCUGUGGGCUUGAGUACGAACUUGAGUACACAAGUGGAAGUGGAUCAAAGACAAAGAGUACCGGCAAACAACAAGAAGAAGGCGGAUUCAGCCCUCUCCUCAUAGUUUUUGUUGCCAUUUUCGCGUUCAUUGUCUACUCGUUCUUCACGAAUCGCGGUGAUGCUCAGAAUCGAAAUGAUGGACCUGAUGGUCGUGAUCCACCCCCAUAUCCAGGGUGGAGGCCUGGUGGUGGCGGAGAUGGACGACCCCCAGAUGCCCCGCCGCCAUACGAUGAUGGAAAAGGAACAUUUACGCAAGGCACAAGUGGAUCCACCAGUCAAUCGGGUCCCGGUUUCUGGUCUGGCGCCGCUGCUGGAGCUGCCGCUGGUUACAUGGCUGGACGAGCGCAAAAUUCAUGGGGCUCCUCUUCAACUCGCCAACGUACAAGCGCUCACUCAUCCUCUCACCAAUCAGCAGGUUCGUUUGAUCCAAGAGAUGAUUGGGAAGAGAGACAACGAGAAGACACGAGAAGUCAUCGACCAAGUGAUGAACAUGAGACAACAAGUUUUGGUGGUACUUCGAGAAGA